Messenger RNA from Suncus etruscus (white-toothed pygmy shrew), 363 nucleotides. It is a transcript of the gene C9H11orf86, whose product is annotated as chromosome 9 C11orf86 homolog. The coding region runs from base 1 to 363 and encodes 120 amino acids. The transcript has 2 exons. The record is from RefSeq and is a predicted model, not a curated record. NCBI's taxonomy places the organism in Eukaryota, Metazoa, Chordata, Mammalia, Eulipotyphla, Soricidae.
AUGGGCCGGCGCCGCACCCAGUCCCUGCGGGGACCCCGGUCUGCCUAUGGCAAGCUCCAGGAGCCUUCGGGGAGGUGCUCGGGGGGCCGCCUGCGCCGGUCUCUGAGCCUCAGAGAGCGACGGGAAAAAUCGGGGUCCUUGGAUAGGAAUCUGGACUCACCCGACACCCCAACUCAGGAGCGACUGCCUGGGGCCCUGGGCGACACUGAGCAGCUGAUCCAGGCCCAACACAGAGGCAGCCGGCGGUGGCUGAGGCCUUGCCAGCAGGUCAAGAGAAGGUGGCAGGACUUCGUGGCCAACUUCCCCGGAGUGACCCUAAGCCGCCCGGCAUCCCCCGAACCCCCACUGGGAACCUCCAGCUAA